Molecule: messenger RNA, 7714 nt
Organism: Psammomys obesus (fat sand rat)
Lineage: Eukaryota; Metazoa; Chordata; Mammalia; Rodentia; Muridae
Gene: Znf827
Product: zinc finger protein 827
Exons: 14
Coding region: 522-4562 (1346 amino acids)
Biological process (GO): regulation of gene expression
Cellular component (GO): nucleus
Source: RefSeq, a predicted model, not a curated record
UGUGUGUGUGUGUGACAGGGAGAGAGAGCGCGAGAGGAGAGCGAGAGAGCGAGCUGCGAGCUGUGCUGCCGCCGCCGCUGCCCUUUGAUCCCGACAUUAGUGUUAGGGGCUCGGAGACACAGCGCGCGGCCAUAGACACCGCCGCACCGGCGCUCGUUUAUUACACCUCCCGUCACACGCGAGCCCGGGGCACACACACUCACACCUAUUAGAUCCGUUUCCAUUGAAGAAUAUUACGCUCGGGGACAAGCCAGGUGCACGACCAAAAAAUUAAAAAAAAAAAAAAAAAAAAGAAGGAAAAAAAAAAAAGAAAGAAAGAAAGAAAGGAAAGAAGAGAAGAAAACCCCUCUUCUGGCUCCAGGAAACAAGCUUCAGCCCAUUGCACACACCGGAGAGAAGGGGUUUCCCCCUGCCCGCCCCCCAACUACCUCCCCGCUCCUGCCAGUGUCUGCCUGUCUGCCCCCACGGGGGUUUAUUUGAUCUCACAUUAACCAAGGAGGAGAAUGUGAGAAAAGGGGAAAAUGCCCAGGAGGAAGCAGGAGCAGCCCAAGCGCCUUCCCUCACAUGUUAGUAGGCAGGACGAGGCCGAGGGAGAUUUCAGCGAAGGAGAACACUGGUAUGGGAACUCCUCUGAGACUCCAUCGGAAGCAUCCUAUGGGGAAGUCCAAGAGAACUAUAAGCUGUCCCUGGAGGACCGGAUCCAAGAGCAAUCCACAUCCCCCGACACCUCCCUGGGCAGCGCCACGCCCAGCAGCCACACGCUGGAGCUGGUGGCCCUUGAUGGUGAGGUCCUUCGAGACUCUCUGCAGUGUCAAGACCACCUUUCCCCCGGAGUGUCUUCUGUGUGUGACGAUGACCCGCCUAGUUCCAAUAAACCUCUGAGCAGCAACCUGAGGCGGCUGCUGGAGGCUGGGUCCCUCAAACUCGAUGCCACAGCCAACGGCAGGGUGGAGUCCCCCGUGAACGUUGGCCCCAGCCUGUCAUUUUCCCCGCCCUCCCACCAUGCCCAGCAACUCAGUGUCCUGGCCAGGAAGCUGGCAGAGAAGCAGGACCAGAGCGACCAAUACACCCCAAGUAACCGUUUCAUUUGGAAUCAAGGUAAGUGGUUGCCGAGCUCAACCACCACCUGCGGCCUGUCUCCAGACUCGGCCAUCCUCAAACUGAAAGCCGCAGCCAAUGCUGUUCUGCAGGACAAGUCCCUGUCCCGGACAGAGGAGAGCCUGAGGUUUGAGUCCUUUUCCUCCCCCUUCAGCUCCCAGUCGGCCAGCUCCACCUUGGCCGCUUUGUCUAAGAAAGUGAGCGAGAGAAGCCUCACCCCGGGUCAGGAGCACCCGCCUCCAGCCAGCUCUUUCCUGUCGCUGGCCUCCAUGACCUCCUCUGCCGCCCUCCUGAAAGAGGUGGCCGCCCGGGCCGCGGGCAGCCUCCUGGCCGAGAAGUCAUCCUUAUUACCCGACGACCCUCUGCCCCUGCCGCCUUCUGAGAAGAAGCCAGAGAAAGUCACGCCCCCUCCGCCGCCCGCGCCCCCGGCGCCGGCGCAGCCUCAGUCCUUGGAACUGCUGUUACUUCCGGUUUCCAAGGGACGCGUCUCCAAACCCUCGAGUUCAGCCCCAGAAGAAGAAAGCGGGAAGCCUUUCCAGUGCCCAAUAUGUGGUUUGGUUAUAAAAAGGAAGAGUUAUUGGAAACGGCAUAUGGUGAUUCACACAGGCUUAAAAAGUCACCAGUGUCCACUCUGUCCAUUCCGGUGUGCUCGCAAGGACAAUCUGAAAUCCCACAUGAAGGUUCAUCAGCACCAGGACCGGGGAGAGACCUUUCAGUGCCAGCUGUGCCCUUUCACUUCCUCACGCCACUUCAGCCUGAAACUGCACAUGCGUUGCCAUCAGCACUUCCUGAGGACAGAGGCCAAGGUGAAGGAGGAGAUCCCAGACCCAGAUGUCAAGGGAUCUCCCCACCUCAGUGACAGUGGCUGCCUGGGGCAGCAGAGGGAAGGAGGAGGGACAGAGCUAGUGGGGACCGUGAUGACGUCCAAUACUCCAGAGAGGACUGGCCAGGGUGGGGCUGGCUUUGCACCUUUGCUGGUGAAGGAGGAGCCCAAGGAAGAUAACGGCCCGCCUACCUCCUUUACCCCGAAUGCUGCCGACAGGCCCGCCAACCACACAAAGCUGAAAGACCCCUCCGAGUAUGUGUCCAACAGUGCGGCAGCGUUGUUCAGCCAGGACAUCUCGGUUAAGAUGGCCUCCGAUUUUCUCAUGAAGCUGUCAGCUGCAAACCAGAAGGAGCCUAUGAAUCUUAAUUUUAAAGUGAAGGAGGAGCCCAAGGAAGAGGAGCCGCUAAGUACGCCUUUGCCUCGGUCCAGCUACGUGUUUAGCCCGGAACCGGAAGUGGCGGCCCCUAACGUCUCCGAGGACCCACUAUCACCCCAGGACGGCAAGGGGAGUGUGCUGAGGCGGGACAUGUCGGCCAAAGCUGCCUCGGAACUUCUCAUGAAACUCUCAGCGGAAAGCUACAAGGAGACGCAGACAGUGAAGGUUAAAGAAGAGCCCAUGGAGGUGGAUAUCCAGGACUCCCCGGUCUCCAUAUCACCCAGCCGGAACGUUGGCUACAGCACUUUAAUGGGGCGAGAGAAAACUGAACCCUUACAGAAGCUUCCAGAAGGUAGAGUUCCCCCAGAGAGAAAUCUCUUCAGCCAGGACAUCUCUGUGAAGAUGGCUUCUGAGCUUCUUUUUCAACUCUCAGAAAAAGUGAGCAAAGAACACAAUCACACGAAAGAAAACACCAUCCGGACGACCACCAGCCCUUUCUUUUCAGAAGACACAUUUAGACAAUCACCAUUCACCUCCAAUUCAAAAGAUGUGCUGCCCGGCGAAUCUGUGCUGCACGGAAGACUAUCGGCUCCAGAGACAGAAAAGAUUGUCCUUGAGGCAGGAAACGGACUGCCGUCCUGGAAGUUCAGUGACCAGCUCUUUCCUUGCGAUGUGUGUGGAAAAGUGUUCGGCCGACAGCAGACAUUGUCUAGACACCUCUCACUGCACACAGAGGAAAGAAAGUACAAAUGCCACUUGUGCCCCUAUGCUGCUAAGUGCCGUGCGAAUCUGAACCAGCACUUGACCGUGCACUCCGUGAAGCUGGUGAGCACCGACGCUGAGGACAUCGUCAGUGCCGUCACUUCCGAAGGCGGGGACGGGAAGAGACAUCCUUAUUAUUACAGUUGCCAUGUGUGUGGAUUUGAGACCGAGCUCAAUGUCCAGUUUGUAAGCCACAUGUCGCUCCACGUGGACAAGGAGCAGUGGAUGUUCUCCAUCUGCUGCACGGCCUGUGACUUUGUCACCAUGGAGGAAGCAGAGAUAAAGAAUCACAUUGGCACCAAGCAUGCAGGGGAUGAUAGGAAGACCCCCAGUGAGUCAAACAGCCCCUCCUCGUCCUCGCUGUCAACGCUGAGCGAUUCAGCCAAUGGCAAAGACGACUCUGACAGCUCCCAGAAAAACAAGGGUGGGAACAACUUGCUGGUCAUCUCUGUGGUGCCUGGGAGCCAGCCCACACUGAACACGGAGGAGAAGGCAGAGAAAGGGUUCGAAUGCGUUUUUUGCAACUUUGUCUGCAAGACGAAGAAUAUGUUUGAGCGCCAUCUACAAAUCCACCUCAUCACCCGGAUGUUUGAGUGUGAUGUGUGCCACAAGUUCAUGAAGACCCCCGAACAGCUGCUGGAGCAUAAGAAAUGCCACACUGUCCCCACCGGUGGGCUCAAGUGCCCGUUCUGCAUCUAUUCCACCAACCGCCCUGCUGCCAUGGAGUGCCACCUCAAGACCCACUACAAGAUGGAGUACAAGUGCCGGAUCUGCCAGACAGUGAAGGCCAACCAGCUGGAGCUGGAGACGCACACCCGUGAGCAUCGCCUGGGCAACCACUACAAGUGCGACCAGUGCGGCUACCUGUCCAAGACGGCCAACAAGCUCAUCGAGCAUGUGCGCGUGCACACCGGGGAGCGGCCCUUCCACUGUGACCAGUGCAGCUACAGCUGCAAGCGCAAGGACAAUCUGAAUCUGCACAAGAAGCUGAAGCACGCCCCCCGCCAGACCUUCAGCUGCGGAGAGUGCCUGUUCAAGACCACACACCCUUUCGUCUUCAGCCGCCAUGUGAAGAAGCACCAGAGUGGAGACGGCCCCGAGGAGGACAAGAAGGGCCCGAGUCCAGCCUCGGGAGAGCCCGCCGGCCCUGGAGCCCCGCUGCUGGUUGUGGGCGGCAGCCGGAAUCUCCUGUCCCCGCUGUCCGUCAUGUCUGCCUCACAGGCUCUGCAGACCGUGGCCCUGUCGGCAGCCCACGGCAGCAGCUCAGAGCCCAACCUGGCGCUCAAGGCCUUGGCCUUCAAUGGCUCCCCGCUGCGUCUUGACAAAUAUCGGAACUCAGAUUUUGCCCAUCUCAUUCCCUUAACAAUGUUGUACCCCAAAACCCACCUGGAUCUCACAUUCCACCCUCCCCGACCUCAGACUGCGCCUCCCAGCAUCCCCUCGCCUAAACACUCCUUCCUUGCCUAUCUUGGACUAAGAGAAAGAGCAGAGACUGUCUGAGGACAGCCAUGUUCUGUACCAAAAACCAAGAGACAGAGACAGGAAAAGACGAAAACCCACAAAACUUAAACACAACCCCAGCAGGUGUCUGUUGCUGCAAAAACCUCCAGGCCCCAGGGGUCUGGACACAUGUACUGUGUAUCUUUAGUAAGGAAUAGAAAACUGGCUCUGUAUGUAUGCCUAUUGCAUUUACCUGAAAGCUGCUUUAUCCAAUCUCCAGAGAGGUGAUCUGCUGCCUACUUCUACCUUCAGAGGCAUGCCUCCCAGCCAUCACUCCCACUCUCCCUUCCCCACUCCUCUCUGAAAGGAAUUUUGUCAUGUCAACCCCUAAAGAGAGUGUCCUUAAUCACAGUCAGCAUUUGGAAGCUUCUCUACUGGUACAGUGGGUUUUCUGUCGGGUGAGUGGGCUCUUGUGGGCAUUUGUGGAUUGCGAGAGAGAGAGAGAGAGAGAGAGAGAGAGAGAGGGGGAGAGAGAGGGUAUGUGUGUACGGUGUAUGACAUGACAUUUCUAUUGCACGUUCUUUCUGUACUGGCCUCAUUGACAGUGAUGAACAUUCUUGAUUCCGCCUGGACUGUUUGCUCACUGCAGGGUCCCACCCCUCCACGGCCUUCCCCCUGUCACUGAUGGCUGCAGAGUGGGAGGGCCUGGUGCCUAGUGGAUGAAGGUCUGCGGGGUGCCAGGGUAUUUCCAGUAGAGUGUCUGGAGCUCAGAUCUCCACUUAGGAGGGUGAACAAGAAAAUCAGGAGACAGAUCUCUUCAGAAAUGCCUCAAAGCUCUGCAGCUGACAUCACAGAACCGGGGGUUCUGUGCGUGUGCCCACAUGAAGACAAGGUGUUCAGCUCACACACACACACACACACACACACACACACACACACACACGGGAAUUUAUCCUUUUUAAAGGGCAGAAUAUGUGUGUGUGUGGUCUAUUGAUUCAGUUGUUCUCAUUGUUUGCAGGAGAAAUUUGUAUGAGUGGAAAUUGUUAUGGUUGAUAAAUCCAGCCAAGGAGAUUAAGGGGUUUGGAUCAACUCUGGGUGUAAAAGCUCAGACUAAAAAGAAACGGCAGCUUUGCACAGUGUGUUGGUCUUGCACUAGUUUUGUUCCUCAUGGGGGAAAAGGAAUAAGUAGAAGAGAAGGAAGGAAAUGACCUUUUUAUGGAAUGAGUAGACUGUAUGUUUGAAAUUUUAGCCACGACCUCUCUGACGUAUACGGAAGGACACAACAAAAGGUGCUGUUUAGUCCUAAGCCUCAGCUGAUGGCCCAGGAGUCCCCACUGUUUGCAGAGCCUCUGGCUAGAGCGCACCCGCUAUGUGUUAGUAACCCCGUAUUCCAUUUUGUUAACGCCUAGCAGAUGGGACCUGCUAGGAGGCUCACUUUAUACUUAUUUAAAGCUCUUAUUCUGUGGUCGUUAAAAUGGCAGUUUGUGUGCAGCACUUUAUUGCAGCAAGAGCAGGUAUGAUCCGGUUGCGUAGCCCUUUGCCCAUCUUAAAAAGUAAUGGAUGGUUUGAAAAGGAAAAGGAAUUUGGCUGACUGUGUCCACUGCUUGCAUUUGUGAGACAGCAGAGUUUCCAGUAUGCAGCAGGCUGAAAGAGCAGGAAGAAAUGUGCUCUGUGAAAAAAUGGGAAGUUUGGAAUACAAAAGUUUCUAUAUUAUUUAUCAGUGGAAGAGCUGGUGUCCAGGAGGAAUGCCUUCCAACCGGUGCCAUUUUCUCACACUGUCCCAUCCUCCACGUGGGAUAAUGCCCUCCUUUUUGUUGUCGUUCCUUUAACCAGGGGGAAAUAAAAGCAUCCCUGAUUUUCUCUAGUCCAGAUUGCUUCAUUGAAAUUCAUGCAGUCUGACUGGAAGCCCGAGAGCCCACAUUCCGCAUCAUUGUUCCUCUCUCCCGACCUGGCAGGUCUCUGCUUCCCUCCCCACACCCCACGCCCAGCCAUGGGUGAGGAGCCUGGUUAGUGCCCUGGCAAAGGAGUUUACACUACAGAGAUGUCCGCAAAGCAGGGAGAACCAGCUUGGCCAGGAAGGCCCCAGAGCCUGUCAUUCUCCAGCAGAGACCUUUGCUCUUGGCCUUGUUUAACAUGUUCGAUUCACCAUGUCGAUGUCUCGGCAAAGACACUAUAGAUAGUUCUGGACAGUGUGCCCCAAGGUCACUGGCUUUAUGGGUGGGUUCGUUGUUUUCUUAUUUGCUUUUGUUUUUUGUUUUAGAGUCGUGUCUUUAUUCCCAUUUAAUGGAGAAUGUGCCACUUGGCUAAUAAUGUGUUUUCAAAACCGCAGGUUCAGUGAUAACAGGCAAGGAGCUGCUUUGAUCCCUCAAAGGUUGACAGAAAGGUGAUUCACAGAUGCACCGACAGGUUAAGAACCUGAUUGGUGACUCUGGUCACGAGGACCCGGGUUUUUCAGCAUGCCACGUGUGCAGUCAGAGGUCUUUGGGUGGGGACGUGAGAGAGGGGAGGUGGCCGGAGACGUUUGCUGCUCAGAUGCCAUGCAUUUCACUGCUUGCCACUGAACCUGUAUUUGAAUGACUUAGUAAUGCUUAAUGUAAUUGGGCAACUUUUUUAGCACUUUGGAAAGAGUCAUCAAUCUUUCUGGUAAAUUAUAAAAAGUUUUCUGAGUGAGAAAACAUGUGUUUGCAGUUUAUUUGACUUUUUAUAUUAUUAUUGUUGUUAUUAAUAAAGAAGAAAAUCUACAGCAUUUUUCAGAGUCCACAUGGAUAAAAUGUGCCCCUGAAUCCGGUUUGCAGUCAGAUGCUCCGGGAAGGAUGGAUUCUACAGAUGUCCUUCCCAUGAAAAACACUAACAUCUUUUAGUAACUCCACUAGCAACUUUCAGUUCCACUCCGCAUUCUUCCAUGAACGCUGGCUUGGUUUCCCGUAGAGUAAUGCAGUUAGGGUUCUCGGCACUUUCUUUCCCCUGUCCUUUCUUUUCAUUCUUUCUUUUCUUUUGUUUUUUUAUUCCUCAUGUUCAGAUGAUCAUACUGUCAAGGUUUAUGUACAUUACUGAGAAUUUGUAUUGUAUAAAGCUUUUGCAUUACAAGGCUGUACAGGGUCAUUUUGACAGUAACUGGUAUUUUCCUUUGCAUCUUACGUUGCAUUGCCAAUUUCUAGUGUACCGAGUUUGGAAGUAUAAUAUACUCUAAUUAAAGAAAAAGGUUGGCUAUA